CGUCCAGCUGAAGCUGCAGCUCUCUCUGGGAUUAUAAACUCUGGGAUUAAAUGUUCCAACCGGAGCUCCAGAUUUUCACCUGAACGGAGGAUUAAACUUCAGGACUGAACUUUUAUUUUGAAAGGAUGACCGAAGCUGCUGAAGCGCGGUCGUCCGUCACCACCACCAUGGUUAUUGACGGGAAGAACGGAGACGUGGGGUCGUCCUCCGUUCGGAUCUCCAAGAAGACGUUCACGGAAGAGCUGCACGCCACUUUCAGCUCGCCGCUGGCCUGGAUCCUGGUUCUGGCCCUCAUCAUCACCUGGUCCUGUGUUUUUGUCAUUAUGUUUGACCUCAUGGACUACAAAACCAUUUCAGGUCCUCCCCCUCUCGUCAGGAAGGUUUUAAAGGAUUCAGGUCGUCGAGGAGGCCUCACUAAGAUCGGCUCGGACCCCAUGAAGGCGGUCAACGAGGCCGUGGAGGAAUCCUCCAACAUCUUCUCCUCCAUACUGAAGAUGGCCGCCAGCCUGGUCGCUCCCGACGACGACGAAGGAAACCUCUACGCCGUGAGGAAAAAAGGAGAGUUUCUUCCGUCUCGGAGUAAAGUCGUCGGGAUGCACGCGACCACCACACCACCUGCCAUAGAAGUGGUGGAGGAGGAGGAAGAGGGGGAGGAAGAGGAGGGGGGAGAGGCGCAGGAGGGGGAGGAAGAGGAGGAGGAGCAGUAUGACGAGGAGGAAUAUGAAGAUGAAUAUGAGGAGUAUGAAGAGGAGGAGGAAGAGGAGUAUGAGGAGGAGGAGUAUGAUGAUGAGUAUGAGGAGGAGGAGGAGGAAGAGGAGGAGGCAGGAGAAGCAGAAGAGGAGGAGGAGGAAGAGGAGGAGGAAGAGGAGGAGGCAGGAGCUGAGGAGGAAGAGGAAGAGGAGGAGGAGGAAGAGGAAGAGGAGGAGGCAGGAGCUGAGGUGGAAGAGGAGGAGGAGGAGGCAGGAGCUGAGGAGGAAGAGGAGGAGGGAGAGGAGAAGGAGGAGGAAGAGGAGGAGGAAGAGGAGGAGGAAGAGGAGGAGGCAGGAGAAGCAGGAGAAGUGGAGGCAGAAGCUGAGAUGGAAGAGGAGAAGGAGGAGGAAGAGGAGGAGGCAGGACCUGAGGAGGAAGAGGAGGAGGCAAGAGAAGCAGGAGAGGAGGAGGAAGAGGAAGAAGAAGAAGAAGAAGGGGUCGAGGAGGGAAAGGAUGAGGAAGAGGAAGGAGCAACUACUGUUGAUGAAGAGGAAGAGAAGGAGGAAGAGGAGGAGGCAGAGGGAGAGGAGGAGGAGGAGGAGGUGGGAGGAGCUGAAGCAGCUGCUGAUGAAGAGGAGGCCAUUCCAGCUGAUGAGGAAGAUGAAACUGUUGAUGAAGACGAAGAUGACAAGGAACCUGAACCAGCAUUGGCAGAAGUUGAUGAUGAUGAUGAAGAUGAAGACGAAGACAAACUGGAAGAAAAGGUAGAGGAGGAAAAGGAGAAGGAGGAGGAAGAUGAGGACGAGGAGGAAGAUUCAGCUGAACACGGAGUGGAUGUUGACACUGAGGAUGACGACGGUGAGGAAGAAGUUUCUCCUGAACCCGCCUCUGACUCCGCCUCCGACGCCACCACCAGCGAUGAAGACGAGCCUGAGGAAGACUCAUCGGACCUCGGAGACCUGGCACUGACGUCCAGUGAGGAAGACGAGGAGGGCGAUGAAGAUGACGAUGAAGACGACGAAGACGUGGCGACAUCCGACACCGACGCUGAAGAUCUUCCUCCCAUCGCAGCCAUCAGUGAGGAAGAGGAGGAGGAGGAGGACAAGCUCACAGAGGAGGAAGAGCUCGUCCUUCUAGCUGCCGAACAUGAGGAGGAGGAGGAGGAGGAGGAGGAGGCUGUUCUGGACACCGAUGAAGAUGAUGAUGAUGAAGAUCUCGACCAAUCAGAUGUGGACGUCUCGGUGGCGUCCUCUGAACACUUUGCAGAUGAUGAAGAUGAUGAUGAAGACUUCAGCAUUGACUUUGACAAAGACGAAGACAAACUGGAUGAUAAAGAGGAAGAGGAGGCUGAGCUUCCUCCCUUGGACAGCACAGACAGCGGCGUUCUGGCCGACGAGGAUGAUGAUGAUCUGAUGUCUGAUGAAGAGUCGCUCGGGGAGACGUUCCUCAGUGACGACAGGACUGAUGAAGAUGUUGAUGACGAUGACGAUGAUGACGAUGACGAUGAAGACGUCUUCGAUACGAGCUCGCUGGAGUUUACCUUCGACGAUGACGAGCUGGACAGAAUACAACCUGUUGACGAUGAAGAUGAAGUGAAAGAUGAGCUGACGUCAGACCUGCUCAGAGGGGAGGAAGAGGAGGAAGAGGAUGGUCUCGAUGACAUCAUCCUGACAGGUGGAGAGGAGGAGGAGGAGCUCCAACAGGUCAAUGAGGAAGACGAGGCAGAGGAAGAAGCUCUCCUGUUUGCUGUUGGUGAGGAAGAGGAGGAGGAUGAAGAGGAGGAUGCAGGCCCCGAGGUCCAGCUCCGAGUGUCUGUCGACGAAGCUGAAGACGAGAAAGAAGACUACGCCGAAGACGAGGACGAGGAAGAGAAGGCCGCGGCGGACGUGAUCCGGCCUGUGUCUGGAUCAGUGGAGGAAGAGGAGGAGGAUGAAGAGCAGGCGGUGGUGCAGAGCGAGCCUGCAGUCUGUCCCUGUAUGAGCUCCAAGACCAGAACCCCGGGCAGGACAACACACACUCAGGAUGCUCCGCGGAGGGUUUCAGCUGUGAGAAGGAAAAAAGUGCGUGCACCUGCAUCAGCAGACGACAAGCCCAAAAGACAAGCUCUUCCCAGGCUGGCGGGGAUGCUGCCCAAAGCCAGACGGGUCAUGAGGUUCCCUCCGUUCUUAAGAGCAAAGAGAGAAAAAGAAGAGAAAACAAAGACUUCUCGAGCUGAGAAAGAGACGGAAACUAAAAGCCGGAAGUCGUGGCUGAAUCUGAACAGGAAGUGGGACCCUGCAGACCGGCCCCGGUGUACUGCCCGUCUCCUCCCGGAUGGUACGUCCACCACGUGGUCACGGACACCCCGUACCCCCCGCCCACGCUGCCAGCUCCGUCGGCUCCGGUACUGACGGCUCACCCGGUGCAGCCUGGAGCUCCGCCCCCUCCACCGCUGUAUCAGCAGCCCCUCUACCCUCAGUAUCAGCUGUACCCGCCGCUGAUGCAGCCCGUGGUGCCGCCGCCGCCGCCGCCCGAACAGGCGCCGCCCGAACAGGCUCCGCCCGAACAGGCGCCGCCCGAACAGGCUCCGCCUGAACAGACUCCGCCCGAGGCCCCGAGUCCAGAUACUGGAGCCGAGGCUCCUGCGGCUCCUGCGGCUCCUGCUCAGGAAGCGGAGGCUGUGGAGAAAGAGGUGAAGGCCGUCUCAGAGAAGAAAGCUCCGAGGAGGAAAAGAGCAGCCGUGGAUUCGGAGGAAGAGUCGACAGCAGCAGCUAAAGACAAAGACAAGAAAG
Salarias fasciatus (jewelled blenny) is the source of this 3461-nucleotide messenger RNA. RefSeq names its product myb-like protein X. The transcript is spliced from 25 exons. NCBI's taxonomy places the organism in Eukaryota, Metazoa, Chordata, Actinopteri, Blenniiformes, Blenniidae. Bases 126 to 3080 code for a protein of 984 amino acids. Gene Ontology annotation, molecular function: signaling receptor binding. Gene Ontology annotation, cellular component: sarcoplasmic reticulum; membrane. The record is from RefSeq and is a predicted model, not a curated record.